AUGGUGAAAUCAACACAAAUUGCUCGGCUCGAUGGGCUCAUGUUGGCGGCGUCUGUUGAUGACGAGCAGGCCGAAGCCGAGCUGUCUGAAAUUAAAGGCCAAGCUAAGAUGAUCUUUCGACGAUUGAAUCGUAACUCUGCGCCUCAGGCCAGCAUCGAAUCGGGACAAUACAAUCUCCAUUAUAUGAUCCAAGAUGACGUUUGCUUCCUAUGCAUUUGUGAUCGAUCCUAUCCCCGAAAACUCGCUUUCACCUAUCUUGCCGAUAUAGCCACCGAGUUCACGACUACUUACACGCAAUCACAAUAUCUCUCCCCAUCGCUUCGUCCUUAUGCCUUUGUCGAGUUCGAUACCUUCAUUCAGCGCACGAAAAAGCUGUAUCAGGAUAGUCGCGCAUCACAGAAUUUGGACAAAUUGAAUGACGAGCUGCGUGAUGUCACUAAAGUUAUGACCAAAAACAUCGAGGAUCUGCUUUAUCGAGGAGACAGUUUGGAGCGGAUGGGUGAAUUGUCAGGUCGGCUGAGAGAAGACAGCAAGAAAUAUCGCAAGGCAGCAGUGCGAAUUAAUUGGGAGCUGUUGGUGAAGCAGUAUGGUCCCUUCGUCGGUGUUGGUUUCGUUGUGUUGGUCUUGCUGUGGUGGCGGUUCUUCUAA
Penicillium diatomitis is the source of this 648-nucleotide messenger RNA. Its product is annotated as SNAP receptor SEC22. The transcript is spliced from 5 exons. Gene Ontology annotation, cellular component: endoplasmic reticulum-Golgi intermediate compartment; Golgi membrane; ER to Golgi transport vesicle membrane. Gene Ontology annotation, molecular function: SNAP receptor activity. The coding region runs from base 1 to 648 and encodes 215 amino acids. The record is from RefSeq and is a predicted model, not a curated record. Gene Ontology annotation, biological process: vesicle fusion with Golgi apparatus; retrograde vesicle-mediated transport, Golgi to endoplasmic reticulum; endoplasmic reticulum to Golgi vesicle-mediated transport. NCBI's taxonomy places the organism in Eukaryota, Fungi, Ascomycota, Eurotiomycetes, Eurotiales, Aspergillaceae.